Messenger RNA from Paecilomyces variotii, 1080 nucleotides. RefSeq lists its product as hypothetical. NCBI's taxonomy places the organism in Eukaryota, Fungi, Ascomycota, Eurotiomycetes, Eurotiales, Thermoascaceae. The coding region runs from base 1 to 1080 and encodes 359 amino acids. The record is from RefSeq and is a predicted model, not a curated record. The transcript has a single exon.
AUGUCUGAAAAAGAGAAAGGAAAGGAAGUGCGGAAAGCACCGCCAUCCGAUGCGUCAGACAAACCAUCUGGACAGGGUACCUCGGGCAAUAAAUCAAUGGCCAGCAGAAUCCAGGACUCUGCAUCUGGUCUCCUCAGAAACGCCAUCUCUGCUCCUGGGGCACAUAGCCUACCUGCAGAUCUAGCACAGUCCCUGGCAAACGGCAGCAAGGCCGGUUCAUCUGCCCCGCGCGGACUCUCCGCCGGCUCAUCAGCAGCAGCGGAAAGCUUUCUAUCACAGGGUGCGAGCGGGCUUGGUUCUACCGCAUCAGAGCACGGUGCAAACAGCUCUGUUCCCGCACCCUUUCGAUCAGGAGUGACACAGCAAGGCGGGUUUAGUUUGGAUCCAUUAGCCCAGGACGACUUCCAGCGUGGCGUUGAUAACAACUUUCUAUACAACGACGUCGAUGUUUCCGAUGCAAAAGGGAAGGGGAAAGAGAGAGAUCAAGAAGCCUCUUCAGACAGUGAUCUGACGACAUUCAACACCACGUGGGAAGCCCAUCAUCACGUACAGGAAACACAUAUCCCGAUUACGCAAACUGCGCAUCCAACAAUAUUACCCUCUGACGGUUCCGCCGUCGUGUCCCUUCUCUCAGACCCAUCUUUCCAACCUGAACUUCUGCCAACAGAAGAAGACCCAAUUGACUCGACAGACCUAGACUCAGCACCGCCAUUAACGGCAUCAGAGGUGCAGAUUAUCGAGUCCUUCCGGCGCCACCCAUCAAUGGCUUCAGGGACGCAGGGACAGCAACAGAGAAUCACAUCGACGAGCUUGAUUCCCGAUAUCGACGCUUUCCUAGCUCAGGACUCCCCCGCCACAGACACGGCUGCUCUCCGUGACUCGGUCCUCCAGAAUCUUCCUGGCGCAGGGGACUGGAUGGCUGUUGAGGAGAGAUAUCACGACGAAGUCUGGGGACAUCUGCGACCCGCCCUCGAAGCUGCGCAGAAAGAGAUCGAGGAGAAGAACGAGGGCGCCCCUCCGAGCGCGGAGGGCCCUGCUGUACGGAGGUUGCGGAUGAUCUUGCAACACAUGCAGAAAUGA